CUUGCCUGGGUUUUUACUGUGCUAUAUUGGCCACUGCCAUAAAAAUACUUACCCUGAGAGAUUACAGUAGUCUACACCACUACGAAGCAAAUCCUACCAUACAAUUCAUAUCUUUAUCAACCAAUUUACUAAUUACCAAGCGUGAAAACUGAACCAUGGCUACCUACCUAGGACCAUUGGUAGGCGGAAGAAUCAACCAAUACGCAAAUACCGCUGGCCAGAUCUAUUACCAAGAUACUGUUACAGGGACGACGAGUUAUGCAAUACCGAAUGGUUUCCAAGAUGGUGCAGGCGAUAACUGGACCCUCGACACGACAAAGGGUUGGCCACAAUGGAACAAUAGUAGAACGGGGAGGGCAGUCCUCAUAAACCCUAACCCUCCUCCGCCUCAAACAUACCUCGACGAUAUCAACGUCAAGGCUGUUUUAGACCUUCUGGUCAGAGUACCAGACUCAGGCGAACACAUCUACCGAAGGCCAAUCGGAGACAUCCUUCGUUUCAUCUUCCCCUCAAAUGAAGGGUAUUCUAUUGUCCAGGAGACAGUGUCUGUCAACACUGAGCCCGAAUUCUGCCUCUUUAAGGUGUGUCAAAGGUCCGGCGAAACCCUGUACCAAUAUGAGUAUAUGCUUGUGGAAAGCAAAAAGCUUGGAGAGGCUUGGGAACCCACAGAGAAUCAUCUCCAUAAUCACCUUGAAGUAAAUGGAAACGAUUCCAAGAAUUGCUACGGAAUGGUGCAGAUUGGCCUCCAUGUACAAUUUUACAAGUACGAAAGGUUCAGUUUCAGCAAGGUUGGGGGACGGAUGCACCUCAUCAAUGAUGCCAACAACGUUGUAGCCUGCGGCCGAAACAUCAAGGAGAACCCCUUGUCAUUCGUGUAGGCUAGUAGGUGGGUCAUCAAUGGGUGUGGCGGAUACCGUAUAGCUAAUAUUGGAUGAUCGUCGGAUGGAGAUUUUUCGGGUUAUGCUAUUGGAUUGUAAGGGGUACCUACGCUUGAUGGAAUCGGAAACACAUCUAUACAGCGAGUACGACUCACGAUGCAUCCAUAGUCAAUGCAAUCGUCAAGCUUCCUACUUUGGAAUAGAUUGAUAUCUCACCGUUGG
This is a messenger RNA of Cucurbitaria berberidis CBS 394.84, 1100 nucleotides long. RefSeq lists its product as uncharacterized. The coding region runs from base 156 to 878 and encodes 240 amino acids. The record is from RefSeq and is a predicted model, not a curated record. NCBI's taxonomy places the organism in Eukaryota, Fungi, Ascomycota, Dothideomycetes, Pleosporales, Cucurbitariaceae. The transcript has 3 exons.